Molecule: messenger RNA, 1856 nt
Organism: Ailuropoda melanoleuca (giant panda)
Lineage: Eukaryota; Metazoa; Chordata; Mammalia; Carnivora; Ursidae
Product: phosphatidylcholine transfer protein-like
Exons: 5
Molecular function (GO): phosphatidylcholine binding; phosphatidylcholine intramembrane carrier activity
Source: RefSeq, a predicted model, not a curated record
AUAGAUGUCGCCAGUGAGACAACAUGCAGCCUCAGUUUGAGAGAGAACAACACGAGCAAGCAGGCAGCAUCACCAGAACUCUAUGAAAAGGAAUGCAAUGGAAGAACCGUGGUCUACUGGCAAGUGAAGUACCCUUAUCCCAUGUACUACCGAGAUUAUGUCUACAUCCGGGAACGGCGAGACCUGGACAUGGAUGGGCAUAUGAUCCACGUGGUCCUGGCCCAGAGCACCUCCGUGCCACAGAUUCCUGAGAGGUCUGAUGUGGUCCGCGUGAAUCAGUAUAAGCAGAGCCUGGCGAUUGAGAGUGAUGGCAAGAAGGGGAGCAGAGUGUUCAUGUAUUACUUCGAUAACCCAGGUGGCCUAAUUCCAUCCUGGCUCAUUAACUGGGUCGCCAAGGGUAGUGUUCCUGUCUUCUUGAAGGACUUGGCCAAUGCCUGUCAGAACUACCCAAGGAGAUCCUAAGAAAGGGAAUUGUGUGUCCAUGGAAUGAUGUCUCUGGAAGUGCUAAAGCCCGCCGAUGCUCAGCUUUCCUUUCACUUUUUUGUCUUCAGAGGCCCUCAAGCUAUCCAGCAUGCAGUCCCUGAGUGUGUUUGCCUGACGCCUGGCUUCCUUUCCCACUCCCCACCCCAGGACUGGCUGCCUUCUUCCUCUAUUGACUAUGGGUCAGAUUAGGGAAACUUUUGCUUGUUUAUUUUUAAAAAGGGAAGUCCUCAGUAGAGAACAUAGUCAUUCCAUUGUGCCAUUUUAAGGGGAUGGGUGGGUGGAGGAACCACAACAAUGCAAGAGCAACGGAUCCCAGAGAGCUGGCUCCUGCCCAGAAUGUGGCUUCUCACAACCCAGGAGGGGCUGCUGGGAGCCCCAUCCCCUUCAGAGUGGACUCUCCGCGCACCGAGACUGGAAGACACGGGCUGAUGUCCAUUUGCCUCAUGCUUUGGUGUACUGAUUUGGCUGGGGUUUGAGGUGAUAAUCCAGUAAGUCUCUCUGCCAUUCCUAUUUGUGGAGGAUCACACUGUUUUGAUUCAAACCAUUCUGAGAAACAUUGCAGCCCUGACUAAGCACUUAAUGUGAUAACCAUAUUUUCUCAUCAUCCAUGUCUGGGUUUCUUUUUCCCACAUGCCCCUGGGGGGAGGCUGCUCAUACCUCACUUACUCUGCAUUUUAUUGGAAACUGAGGCAUCAUGAUGGCUCUGACAGUAGAAGUCAAGAUGCUCUAUUCACAACAGUGUGAUAAAGUAUCCUAUUUGCCAUAAAAUGAAUUUCCCGUCUAGAAUGUUUGGAGAUAUUGAAGGGAUAAUAGUUCACAGCCAUGGAAAUAUUAAUUAGUGGAUUGGCUGACUACACUUUUUCUCAGGAAUUCUACCUAAGUUGUCUGCGUUUUCUUCCUUUCUCUUUCCUAUUUUCUCCCGAAUUUUCGUAGAGCAAGAUAUUCUGUGGCUAAACGCACAGCCUUCGUGAUCUCAGGGAAAAAAAUUUUUUUAAAGAUUUUAUUUAUUUACUUGAGAGACUGUGUGUGAGAAAGUGUGCACAUCACUGGGGGGAGGGGCAGAGAGAAAAGGAGAAGUAGAUUCUCUGCUGAGCAGGGAGAUCAAUUCAAGGUUCAAUCUCAGGACCCUGAGUUUAUGACCUGAGUGGAAGGCAGAUGCCUAAUGGACUGAGCCACCCAGGCAUCCUGAGGUAAAAUUUUAACCACUGUGUGUGAUGGUACUGAACCUUGAUUAGAGGUCAUAGAAAUUCAGGAUGUAAAUCCAGAAGCAGAGGAUUUAUUAAAAUGGGAUAUGUCAGACUGUAUGUAUUCUCUCUAGGAAAAAAGGAUUGAAUACCAAUAAAUAUGAGUGACAUAAAAUUGUCCUGCUUGCA